Alternaria infectoria is the source of this 213-nucleotide messenger RNA. RefSeq lists its product as uncharacterized. The transcript is spliced from 2 exons. NCBI's taxonomy places the organism in Eukaryota, Fungi, Ascomycota, Dothideomycetes, Pleosporales, Pleosporaceae. The coding region runs from base 1 to 213 and encodes 70 amino acids. The record is from RefSeq and is a predicted model, not a curated record.
AUGGUAAGCCAUCGCCACGAAUCCGAGUACGCUUCCGACGUCCCCAAGCCCGUGGAAGACCGCCACGGCGACAGCGUCACCAAACACAGCAUCGCCGCGCACAAGAACCAGAACAAAGUUCGCGAGGGCAAGUUCUCGGGCAAGGAGUUUGACAAUCAUGAGCAGGUGCACUCGCCAGGGAAGCCUGGAGGUGAUUUCGAGGUCAAGCGGUAG